Jaminaea rosea is the source of this 1641-nucleotide messenger RNA. RefSeq lists its product as hypothetical. The transcript has a single exon. The coding region runs from base 359 to 1537 and encodes 392 amino acids. The record is from RefSeq and is a predicted model, not a curated record. NCBI's taxonomy places the organism in Eukaryota, Fungi, Basidiomycota, Exobasidiomycetes, Microstromatales.
GGACGAGCGGAAGGAGGGAAGUGUUGAGCCGCCGGAAUCGCCGAACCAUGGAUUGCCCUCUGCUCGCCCCUCUUGGUCCGCGUGCACGCGUGCCUGGCGCAGCGACCCCGCAGAGACCCGAGGGGGAAUCUCGCUGCUGCUCAGUCAACCAACGGACCAGAGAAGAGACGCAAGACGCAAGACGCCCACGCACAUCUCUCGGUCUAAGCUGGGAAGCUGCAAAGCUGCGAAGCUAGCCCUGCGUUGCGUUGCGUUGCUUUUUCCCGUCUCUUUCUCCCUCUCUCUCCUCGCUAUCUCAAUCCACCCUCUUAUACCCUUCAAUCCCCGCUCCUUCUCCUCGCUCUCCACUCUCCUCGCAAUGUCCUACCACCCGCACUCCCCCUCACAAACCUCCCUAGCCCCCUCCACCUCCAUGUCCACCACAACCGGAGCUCACACCGUAUCAGACAAUGCAACCCUCUCCGCCCGUCCCCUGACCUCGACGCACCCCUCCCCGUCCUCCUCGUCCCCCUCGUCCUCCUCUCACCACACGAUGCGCUACGGCACGGGACCUCUGAUUCCCCUCUGCAUAGACGGGGCGGACGAGCCCUUCUCCCCCAUCCUCAUCUCCGACCCUGCGAAAGGCAAGCAGGUCCUCUACGAGCUCACACCACCUGCUCCCCCCAGCGCCGAGGAGUACGGCGGCGUCGAGGUGCAGGGCCUCGUAACUGACGUGCACGUACGGGACCUUCUGCGAGCCAAUGAGCACCUGUACACUAUACGUACCUCGUCGAGUAGCGGCGGUGGGAAGGAGGCGGGGAAAAGUUGGCAACUCAUCCCACAGGAGCUCGGUGCGGCCAAUGCCACGCUGAGCCCGCGCAAGCGAUGGGGGACUAGCAGCUAUAAGCUUGAGUUUGACGCCCCGGGAAUCGGGAACGGGAGCGCCAAGGGGGAGACGUGGAUUUGGAAAGGGUCCGUCUUCAGUAGUAUGGAGCUUUACACCUCCUCCUCGUCCUCCUCGGGGGGAAAGAAGAAAACCCUCGCAGUCUAUCUGCGUACCUCAACCCGCUCCCAUACAUUGCGACUUUAUUCUCACCUCUUGCCCAGCUCCUCGGACGCGGACGCGGACGUGGACCCUCUCUCUUCCAACUCGACGGGUCCCAUCCUAGCAAAAGUCAUCGCGACCCUCUACCCCUUCCUGGCCAUCUAUCGCAAACACCUCGCGACGGAUUUCACCAGCGAUAAGGAGAUCGGUAUCCGGUCGGCUAGUGCUGCGCCUAGUGGGUGGGAUGCGAGGUUGAUGGGGGAUCUGCCCAAGGGGGCGAGUGGGAUUAGGAGGGGGGACGGCGCGAUUGGCGGUGGAGCUGGGGAGGAGCAGGAGCAGGAGGAGCAGGAUGGGAAGGAGAGUGGGGACGAGGAGUAUGGGGAUGAGGAGGGGAAUGCGAAUGGGACGGGGCAUACCCUCAAUGGUAACGGCAACGCGCAUGCGCACGGCAACGGCAACGGCAAAGAGGCCACACGAGGUGGAGGAGGCUGGAUGGGCAAGCUGCGAAGAUGAGGAGGAGUAGGUGCUGCAGCUGCGGGGCCCGCUUCGUAGGGAGGCCCGUUCUUCUCCCACGCGCGCGCGCGCCACACACACCUCUCUGGUAAUGUAAACCGGCU